Molecule: messenger RNA, 861 nt
Organism: Ogataea angusta
Lineage: Eukaryota; Fungi; Ascomycota; Pichiomycetes; Pichiales; Pichiaceae
Exons: 1
Coding region: 1-861 (286 amino acids)
Biological process (GO): carnitine transmembrane transport; mitochondrial transport
Cellular component (GO): mitochondrial envelope
Molecular function (GO): O-acyl-L-carnitine transmembrane transporter activity
Source: RefSeq, a predicted model, not a curated record
AUGGAGGAUAGUAUUGCAGAGUCCGUUCUUUUGGACAAUUUCAAAUCCUUUGGUGCAGGUGGCUUUGGUGGAAUAUGUGCGGUGAUAACUGGCCAGCCAUUCGACUAUACCAAGGUGCUUUUACAGACAAAUCAGUAUAAGUCUUCUCUCGACUGUAUCAAAGGCACCUUAGCCUCUGGUGGGCCUUUGGGUUUCUACAAAGGAGUUUCAUCUCCUUUGCUGGGGGUCACCCCAAUGUUUGCUGUGUCUUUCUGGGGCUAUGAUGUGGGCAAGAAACUUGUGUGCACAUUUUACAAUAUCGAUCCAGUAAAAUCGCCCCUCACCAUUCCUCAGAUAAGCGCAGCAGGAUUUUUCAGUGCUAUACCUACUACAUUAAUUGCGGCCCCUUUUGAGCGUGUGAAAGUGGUGAUGCAGACCUCCCAAGGCAAGGUGUCCUUCAUGCAAACGGUCUCCAAGCUUUACAAGCAAGGUGGGCUAAAAUCAAUUUUCAAAGGGUCUGCAGCUACCUUGGCCAGGGACGGGCCUGGAUCUGCCGUCUACUUUGCUACCUAUGAAUACUUCAAGAAGGAGCUCUCCCCAAGCUCUGGUGAUACAUCUAUCGCAGCUAUCAUGACCGCAGGAGGUUUCGCUGGUGUUGCAAUGUGGACAGCUAUCUUCCCUAUUGACACUAUAAAGAGCGUCCAACAGUCUUCAGAAAGUAACCGGUCAGUUUUCAAGACAGCAUCUUCUAUUUAUUCAAAGGGUGGCAUCAGGGCUUUCUUCCCUGGUUUGGGUCCUGCCCUCGCUAGAAGCUUCCCAGCGAACGCAGCUACAUUUUUGGGAGUCGAAAUAGCUAGGAAAUUUCUCGAUCAAAUUAUGUAA